Molecule: messenger RNA, 1269 nt
Organism: Rotaria sordida
Lineage: Eukaryota; Metazoa; Rotifera; Eurotatoria; Philodinida; Philodinidae
Source: the annotation of a GenBank genome assembly
AUGGCAACGGUAUUGAUUGAAUUAUUUGGAGAUGUAUUGCUUCAGUUUCAAGAAGAUGAUAAAAAAUUAGUCGAAGUAUCAACAAAACAACUCGAUGGAAAGAUUGUUGCACUCUACUUUUCAUCUCAUCGGUGGCCAUAUUGUCAAGAAUUUACUUUGAAAUUAGCUCAAGUCUAUAGAAAUGUUUAUAAUGAAAUCAAUGAAAAAUUCGAAAUUAUUUUUAUUUCUCGAGACAAAUGUCAAACUGAAUUUAAUGAAAGUUUCAAAGAGAUGCCAUGGAAAGCAAUACCAUUUCAAGAUGGAAAACGUUUAGAAACACUUUACAAAAACUUCAAAAUCUGUGGCAGUCCAUCUUUAAUUAUUUUGUCAUCAUCCGGUGAAAUAAUUACGUCAGAAGGUUCUCUAGAAUUUAGUAUUAAAUCUGAUUCGAUUCUAUUUCUAUGGUCUCAAGGAAAAUCUCUUUUUCAUUCAUGUCAACCACAACCAAAUGAAUUUCAAUGGAAUCACGUUCAUUGUGAUCAAUGUUACAUGCGUCCAUUAGUCGGUAUUCGGUAUGGAUGCAUAAAUCGUCAAUGUCAGUUUAAUUUUUGUAAAAAAUGUAUUGAUAAAAUCAAACAUGAACAUCCAUUAGUCGAAUAUCUUGUUCCAAACCGACAAUAUUCAAUGAAUGAAUUUUUUGCAUCUGUACCUUAUUUACUGAAUUCAAAUAAACAAGAACAAGUCAAAACAGAAAUUCUUUGGAAAGACGAUGUUAAAGCUAUUGGAUUUUACUUUUUAGCUUAUCGUUAUUCGUUUAAUUGUGAUUUGACACAGAAAUUAAUCCAAGAUUAUAAAGCUACACAACCGACAAUAAAUCCAUUUCCAAUAGUAAUCAUUUCAUACGAUAUAGAUGAACAAUUACCUAAUAAAUAUUGGUCGAAUAUGCCAUGGUUUACAAUUCCAUCCGAUUAUUAUCGUUUAUUCUAUGCAUAUUUUACACCUCACGAAUGGCCAGCAUUAAUUGUCAUGUCGAUCGAUGGAAAAGUAUUGACACAUUUUGGUCAUCAUUAUAUAUUACGUCAAGGUUCAAAAGCUAUACAAUGUUGGUCUCGUGGUGAAAAAGUAGCUGUUUCGACACCGGACGAUUAUGUAUGGCAAAAUAUUAGUUGUAACGAAUGUAAUAUGAUACCAAUUAUUGGAAAAAGAUAUCAUUGUUCAAUAUGUGAAAAUUAUGAUCUUUGUUUUGCAUGUCAAUUGAAAGGACACGAACAUUUACUUGAAUUAAUGUAG